AUGAGGGAGACCCUCCAGGACGCUUUGGACCAGAUCACUUCGACACGUUCGUCAACGGAUACAAGAACUCGCGCACUUCAGACCGUAGAACGCUGUUUGGCCAAAGCGCUCGCCGACGAGGAGGAUCGAGAGGGGUUGGAUAGCUUCCUGGCUCUCCAAUACACCUUUGAGUGCAACGUCCCUUUAAGACUUCUCUCAUGGUUAUGCAUCGCUACCACCCAACUCGACUCGCUCAUCAAAGGCCCUAUCGAUGAAUCACACGAGCACGAAGUCACCACCCUCGUUUCCCAAAUAGUGCUGUCACUCUGUCUCCUCCAAGGCAUCUCCCUGAGCCACCCGAGCUGCAAGGUGUACCUGGGUCGCCGGUACCCGCAGGAGGUCCUCUUGGAUUUGCUCUUAGCAUCACGACACCUACCUUCUUCAUCUUCCCGCGAUUCCGAAAAUAUGUGUCGUAGACAAGGCAUACUGGAACAACCCCUAACGUCGCUGGUCCUCGACACCCUCCUCUGCAUUCUCGUAGACUCCUCAUCGGCACUGCGCGUGUUUGAAGACGUUGGCGGACCCCAGGCAGUGGUAAGGAUACUUAAACGCGCGGGAACACCAAGAGAAGUUCGGAUGAAAUGCUUGGAGUUCCUGUAUUUUUACCUCCUUGAUGAGACCGCGUCGGGGCCGGAAACCAAUGGGGUAGACGAAGACUCACCUUUAAGCUCGCCACCGACAGUGCCCAACUCCCCAGUCAAUCGCCCCUCGAAACCGUCCGUCAGCAGCGGCACCCCGCCAGCACACCCAGCCUCCAGAUACGGUUCUUCAACAUACGCGUUUUCUGAUUCUUCUGAUUCUGGAAGGUCUUCGCGUUCGGCUUCGGGGAGUUCCACGCUUUCGUUUUCGUCCACAUCGUCCAAUGCCUCGUCUUCUACUGCACCCUCGUCAGUUUCUUCUUCACCUGAAAAACACACCUCGUUCAGCAAAUCGCCGUUGCGGGCUCGGUCGCCUGAGAAGCCCUCGUAUCGACCAAAAACCGGGCACCCCCGAACACCUCCACACUCGCCACCACUAGAUCCCGCCCGUUCGCAAUUCCGCUUCCCUGCGAAACCACCCCAGCCAAAAGCGAUGGCGAUGCUCAAGAAAGAGAUCGACUACGUACCUAUGAGUCCGAAGAAAGCCCAAGUUGCCGCCAUCCUGGGUCGAUCGCCAGGACACACGCCCAAGAGCAAGAGCAUGAGCGUGGUUGAUUCCGGGAUCACGCCCAAAGAACGCGUCCAGACCAAAUCUCGACUCCAAUCAGCUGGGACUGUGCCCAACUUGUCCAACUAUAGCUAUUUGUCUUCCUCGGAGGAUGAUUCGGUUUUAACGCCUAAAGCCGUUCCAAGGAUUCCAAAGUUUUUGGUCACGGGGAAUAAGAGGACGACGGAGGAGAAGAAGCAGUUGUUGGGGACGAUGCUUGGGAAUGUCGAUGCGCUUGUUGAAGGUGUGAGGAAGGCCGGUAUUUGGGGACUGGCGUAAGGUUUUUCAGUGUUUUUUCUCCCUCUUUCUUGCCAUUUUGAUUUUUCUUUUUUUAUUUGUGAUUUUUUCCUCGG
Coprinopsis cinerea okayama7#130 is the source of this 1577-nucleotide messenger RNA. RefSeq lists its product as hypothetical. The record is from RefSeq and is a predicted model, not a curated record. The coding region runs from base 1 to 1503 and encodes 500 amino acids. The transcript has 6 exons. Lineage: Eukaryota; Fungi; Basidiomycota; Agaricomycetes; Agaricales; Psathyrellaceae.